CACUUUGCUCAGAAAGAAGGGGGAUAGUAGAUAUGACGACAACAUGGGAGAGACUUCGUCUCUCAAAUGAUGAGAAAACGCCUCCUCUCCUCUACAAAUUCAUCUCGACCGCUUAUACAUACGAGAUCUACAUGACUGAUCUCACAAAUGUAUGGGCCGAACAGCUAAGCCGUCAGGCCAUCUUACGGAGAGCCAACGAUGAAAAUACAACCAUCGAUCCCAGUGAAGACGUCGAGCAGUUUGGAGUCUUGCUGCAGAAGAUACGCGACGCACUCCACGGCGAGGCUGGAAGCAGCGCAGCCCUCAAUCAUCAAUCGAGCGGAGACUCCCUAGAGCUAAUCACCUACACGGAACUACCUGCUCCACUUGAGCCUCUCAAAUGGACACUACGCUUAUCAAAAGAGUCUCCGUCAGCCUCAACAAGCCAACUUCUCCUUCCGUUGGUCAUGGCCGAGGCUGACUGGGAAGCGCGUCAGCAAGCCCUGAUAGAGCAGCUCCACAAAAAGGACUGGGUCCUUGGAAAGCUAUUCGACAAGAUUGAAACCAUGGGGAUCGACCUCGGUACGAUAUUCCCAGGUACGUCGGGCUUGCGGACAGGCCGCAAGGGAACCACGCUGUCGCAGGCUGCUAGGUAUAUCAAAGGCGUUGCGCCGUUUGAUGAGCAAGCGUGGCGUGAAGAGAUCAGCAAGUCGUCGCCCGAUCUGGGCUUUGCUGCCAAUAUCGUGAAAGCAUUUACCGGUGCCAGCAGUACAGGGUCAUUUGAAGGUUUGGACCCGCCUCCGGACGCGUGGUGGGAGCAGGUUGGCACACACGACAGCCCACUUGCAGUGCCUACGCACAAUACGCGCGACAAAGACGUUGAAACGAAGGACGUCAAAGAAGACGACGCCACCGAGACCGACGCUGGUACAGAAACCGAGGAUGAGUUUGAGAGACAAGAGACGCCCCCUCGACUCAAACAGUCAAGAGAGGCAGGUAGAAAACCAUCUGACUCUACAGACGAAGAAGAAACCGACGAGAAUAUCAAAGAGCCCGCGAAAAAGCCUCCACCUCAGCCAACCCACCCGACAAAGGCCACCAGAAGCCUCGGAGUAAUCGGGGGAAGAAGACACCGCAAGCCAGCUUCACCAGAGCCAUCAACACAACCUUCGGCCACCACCAAAAGUAACAAACCAUCCCACCCCUCCUCCAACGCCACCCACUCAGACGACGAAACGGACUCUGCCUCUGAUCUCGACGCACCCUCUUCUCGUCGACAACCGCCAAAGCCCAAAUCUCCAGAAACCAAGACACAUCCCAAAUCCGGACUGGGCGUCAUCGGCGGCAGGAAGAAAGAACAGCAGAAGCCUUCUUCUCCACCAGCUCCGAAUUCACCUUCGAAAAAGACCACUCAACACAGCAAGCUUGGCGUCAUUGGCGGCAGGGCCUCCCGAUCAGCAGAACCACGCUCUUCUCCGACUCAUCACCACCAUCAUACAGCAUCAUCAUCACCAGCAUCACCACCAAAACCAACUUCGAAAACGAAAACGGAGUCUCCAUCCACAUCCUCGAAGAAACACCAACCACAAACUCCCCCCAAAGCAGAACCAGAACCAGAAACAGAGCAGGAAAAAGCAGACCGGAAGCGAGAGGAGCUGAAAAGACAGCUAGAAAUGAAGAGUAAAGCGCCGGCUAAGAAGAAGAGGCGAUUUUAAACUCAUAACUUCAUAUCUUCAUCUACCUUCUACCUUCGCUUCUACCCUCGCUCCUUCUUUCCUUCCUUCCUUCCUUCUUUCCUUCCUUCCUUCCUUCUUUCCUUCUUUCCUUCUUUCCUUCUUUCCUUCCUACCUUUCUCUUGAAACACCCCACUUCAGUCGUGGUGACAUGAUUUCAAUACUCUUCAAGCGUGGUGUGACUGGGUAUCUAGGUAUUAGGUAUCACCCGAAUGAGUUGGUUGGACUAGUUUCCGGGAUUGGCCUUUUUAUCUUCUUCAUCUUUCCAGAGGAGAAAGAGCGCCGUGUUAUCUGAGUAUCUGGAUCUUUCUAUCCGUUUUCGUUUCUUUCGGUUUCUUUGCUCUUACUCAAUGAACAUAUGAAUAGUCUGUGUCUGUCUAUAUCUAUAUAUCUAGCGAG
Messenger RNA from Aspergillus campestris IBT 28561, 2111 nucleotides. RefSeq lists its product as uncharacterized. Gene Ontology annotation, biological process: double-strand break repair via nonhomologous end joining. The transcript has 2 exons. NCBI's taxonomy places the organism in Eukaryota, Fungi, Ascomycota, Eurotiomycetes, Eurotiales, Aspergillaceae. Gene Ontology annotation, cellular component: DNA ligase IV complex; nucleus. Gene Ontology annotation, molecular function: DNA end binding. The coding region runs from base 33 to 1694 and encodes 553 amino acids. The record is from RefSeq and is a predicted model, not a curated record.